Messenger RNA from Stereum hirsutum FP-91666 SS1, 906 nucleotides. RefSeq lists its product as uncharacterized. Lineage: Eukaryota; Fungi; Basidiomycota; Agaricomycetes; Russulales; Stereaceae. The transcript has 4 exons. The record is from RefSeq and is a predicted model, not a curated record. Bases 1 to 906 code for a protein of 301 amino acids.
AUGAAGCCCCGCGAUCGCUGCUGUUGUGCCAUCCCCACAGUUAACGCUGGCGUUUAUACUAUCCUCGUCGAGCAACUGGCCCUUGGUAUCACUGCAGGUACACUUGCAAUCGCCACCACACACAUUGUUGGGGCCGCCACAUGGUCUUGGUCCAAAUGGAUAUUUGCCAUUGUCUGCUACGUCGCGGCUGCUAUCCAGAUCUUUGGGUUCUUGGGUGAGAAACCCAUCACGUUCCGGCGCUACUUGACCCUCCACAUAAUGACUACCCUUGCGGGAUUUUCAGUAGCCAUUGCCUGGAUCAUCAUCUCUGCCGCCAGACACUCUACUGCAAAGAGUGAUUGCGAGAGCACCUUCUUCUCCACCUCCAACUCCACCUCCUCCGCUGUCUCUUCCGAAGGCGAGACGCUUUGUCAAAUAUUCCCGUGGGUCGACGUUGGCCUGAUGGGCGGCCUUUGGGUAUUACUGGCUAUCUCACAGUUCUAUUUCUAUGUGGUUCUCUCAGGCUACUCGAGAGGCCAGCAGGAGGACCAUAUGAAAUACGAUUCCCUCUACUCCGUCAACGGCUACAACAACGAGAUACCCAUGACCAAGCGCGAUCCCUGGGACGCCCGCGAAGAAUCUCCAUCACCUCCCCUCGCCGGUGGUCCAUCUGGGACGCGAGACGGCUAUGGUCACGUAAGAAACGUCAGCAACGUCAGCGAGGACGCUAUGCUCAGCGAUGCCUACCCUCGUCAGCCUUUCCCUGACUAUCCCCAGAACGCACGCACGUAUGAAGCCCAACCUACACCCUACAUCUCAGACCCAUACUACACCAAUAAUCCUCCCGUUGUCGGUGGUGUCGGGGGGGAGCCGGGCUUGAACAGGCCGCAGCAUUCACAGUCGCACCCCGGUCAGUCAUCACCUUGA